AUGGCCGGCCUACCAAGUCAUCUCCUUCCUCGCGACCUCGGCGGUCCCAUCGACGGCUUUGACCCGAACAUCAGCAACGGCACAUGCUACAGGAAGACCGGGACGGGCGUCAAAGAGCUUCCUGACCAUUAUAUUCCCUGCGGCAAUAGCGCCAUUGGCCACGUUGGAUGCUGUCAGGCUGGUGAUAAGUGUCUAGAAUUCGGGGCAUGUUACAAUACUACGUUUGGAACAACUUAUAUUAGUGGAUGCACUGAUGAGGAAUACCAAGAUGCCAGCUGCCCCCAAAAGGCGUUUGAAGCCGCCGUCUGGUUAGGCCUCAUCUACUGUGACUCCGAACACGAAUGGAAGCCCUGUAUCCAGAAUAACGACUAUCCAGAAUACAUCACGAAAAAGCCAGCCGAUUGUGAUAAGGCCAAAGUCUGUACCAACGCCGACGUCGCUGCUGUCUUUCCCACCUUCACUGCCAACCGGAUCCCCGACAUCGGCUGGCUCAAUUACGACCAGGACGAGAGAAGCCUCAGCUGGCUCGUAUCCGACCCAUCGGCGGUAUAUCACGAAGCCAGCACCACCAAGAUCCAGACAAUCAUUUCCUCUCCCGAUUCAACAUACUCCAAGACGACCCUCACAACCGGCACGGCUUUUUCCACGUCUACCCCAUCCGCUGUCCCACCUGGACCGACAGCAACUUCCUCGACUGAUGACUCCUCGAAUCUCAGCACCGGCGCCAUUGUGGGCAUAGGAGUCGGUGUAGGCGCUCUGGCUAUUUUGAUACUGGUUGGCCUUGCCAUUUUCUUCAUAGUUCGCCGACGGAGAGCAGAGCAUGAGCCCAACCCGUCUGGUACCGACGAAUCUUCGAACACAGCCGAUGAUGCGCCAGGAAAGGAGUCCAAGUCACCAAUCUCACCAGGUGGAAACUCGCAAGGUCUUCAUGCGUCCCCAAUGAUUAGUGAACUCGACUCUCAGGCCGACCGUCCCUGGUCUCUGCGUUCAGAAUUACACGGAAACACGGUGUCGCCCUCAGCCUUUUCUCCAGCAACCACAAGUCAUGCCUCGUUCCAACCAUCCCCAAUGAUGUCUGAAGCCUCGGAAGGUCAGGGCUAUGCAAUGGGACAUGCGUACAAACCGUACGGUGGGGAUCACCUUCGUCACAUCAACGAGUUGCCUGCUUAG
Messenger RNA from Sordaria macrospora k-hell, 1170 nucleotides. RefSeq lists its product as uncharacterized. The record is from RefSeq and is a predicted model, not a curated record. Lineage: Eukaryota; Fungi; Ascomycota; Sordariomycetes; Sordariales; Sordariaceae.